CUUGGUUUGGGAGAGGAGCUGCACACUGACUUCAGCUGUACUCAGGAGAACAGACAGGUUCUCCUUCAAAGGGGGAGGGGGAGAGGAAAAGCUAUUUAUUUAUUCCUAAAAAGAAAGGAGGUAGGAAAUUAAAAAGCUACUAUAGAGCUAGACAUACAUAUUUUAAAGAGAAGCAUGCUUUGGAAGACGCUGCUGCUGCUGCUGUUCUAUUACAGUGCUCAUGCCACUAUGACCCACAGAUGGAGCAGAGCUAUGCUUUUCCCAGCUGCUCAGCGAGUCAAGAGGACGUCAGCUGCCUUCCUUAGCCCAGUGCUACAAAACUCGCUGGAAGAUGUGGUCCUGCUUUAUGAGUUUCUUUUAGCUGAGCUUGACAUUGAUAAAGGCCAGAGGAUCUCCAUCAAAGAUGAGGAGCUCGCUUCACUCAGGAAGGCUGCUGAGUUUGACACCAUCUGCAAUGAAGUUAUUCCCAAGAGCAUCACAGAGAUCCACAGGCUUAGUAGCAGGCUGUCUUCCUACCCAAGGGUGCUCAAGAAAGAAGACUUUGAAAGGACAGUGCUGACUAUGGUCUACACGGCCUACAGGGCUGCUCAGUCCCAGGGGCACCAGAAAGACGUUUGGGCUAAAUCCUUUGUCAAUCUUUACAAAGCCCUGAAGCACGACUUGAUGUUCCCACACAACAAAGAGCCAUCACAGUGGGAGACUUGAUGCAAUGGCAACUCAGCCACCUUUUCUGGUUGAUACGGGACACAUGUAGCACGUCCACCACUUUAUUAUGUAAAGAGUUUAAUAGCCUGCUUCAUGAAAGAUUAUUUGUUUUCUAGCUCCCUCUUGUGGAAUCCACUUUAUAGUUCCAUGUAAAAUGCGGAAAAAUGUUCAGUCCUGGGAAUCUGAUUUUUAUGCUGCCUUGGAGGCACAUUCUGUGACAGGCAAAGAAGGGAUUCUGGUGUACACCCCAGACAGACAUGUUUUUGUUUCACCUUGUGGGUUUUCUGUAUAAGCAAUACAUAAGUAUACUAUGCUUAUGCUCACAUGUUUAUUGUGUAUGUGCUGGAGAAUGCUGCUUUCCUAGCUGGGGAAAAAAAGGUCAUAUUUUGGCUUGCCAGUAAAAGGAUAUUAUAAAAAGAUGCAAAGGCCCUCUAUAAAAGAAAGAGGUUUCAUAACUGUCAGCCUUCAGAAAUCAUGCCACAUAUUAUUCAUUCCAAAUACUUUUGUAAAUAAGCACUGUCUGAUUCACUUCAUUUGACUGAACCAGUUUUUAAUUGAAAUAACAUUUGCAGAAGUUGAAGGGCAUUGUGAACACCAGCAGCAAACAAUGCCUGUGCGCAUAUUCCCUGCUUCCUGGAGCCACCCUCCCCAACAGUCUGCAAUGAUUCUUUCAUUAUUUGCACAUGAAUUUGCUUUUGCUCCUUGUUUUUUGAAGACAACAUGUAUUUGUCCUCAGCGGAGGCAAAGGCAAAACAAAGGCCCUGUUUAGUUUAACAGUGACACAUUUUUCCUGAUUCUAUCACUUGAACAUAAGUCAUCUAAACCCAUUCUUCAGAAUCCCCCUGAGGCAAGGGAGGAAGGUGCAUUAAAACAUACCUGGUGCUGAAUUUAGCAGUGUCACUCAUUUUUAAAGGUAAAUACUAUAUUCACUGUAUAUAUGUGUGUGUAUGUUCAUGCAUGUGUGUGCACGUAAGUGCUGAGUACCUGGAAGAAUCCCAAACUGUUCAAUCAGGGAACAGUUGUAUCUGACCACUUAGCAGAAAAGGUCAUUCACCAGUCUAGUGGUGGGAAUUAUGAAUUUUGGAGCAGUGGAAAAGUAGUACUUGUUUACAGCAAAAAUUUUUGUAGAAAUAGUGCAACUUAUUAUUAUAAACUGCAAAAGAGACAUGGACAGAAAAUGAACAAAAAAGGAGGUAUAUCUUGUCAGGCAGAUGACUAGCAAUGACAAAUCCAAACUGUUCUAAAGCAAAUCCCCUAAUUUCUGUAAACAAGUUAUAUGAACUCUCUUUCUCUAUUGAUAUUAGAGGUGCUUCUACUUCCAGAGCGUAGGAAAACAGCUGAACAUAUUUUUCAUCCUUUCACACCAGCACUUUCUAUUUGCAUAAUAUCUUAAGGAGACAGGCCCAAAGCACAAAUCCCUGAGACUAUAAAAGAGAAUUGAGGAUUCCAGCCCCAGUUCUGAAUCACGUUUAACCGCUUUUGCAUUACUUGAGCAAAAAGAAUGAACUCUUCUGUGCCUUAACAGGGAUACUCCGAAAAAUGCUGAAAAAUUCCAUCCAGCACCACCUUGUUGCAGCAAACAGCAAAUAGUGCAGUCAGUCAGAGCACACUGGGUUUGGCAGUCACCCGUGGGAAUGUGGAACCACAGCAGAUUUAGGGGCAGGCUGGCAAUGGCCUAAGCAGCUGGACAAAGGGCUUAUAAUAGACAGUCAGUCCUGUUUCUCCCAGCAGUUUCUUUAUGUGUAUGCAUGAGUGCACAUGUUUGCCUUUAGAUGCACGUACGUGUGGGUACACUUUUAUACCUGAAGAUCUUUGUUGGCAAUCUUCAAAGCCUGGCUGGCAUAUGGCAAAGGAACCUGAAAACCUCACCCACAAAGCUAUGAGUCACAAGUACCUCUGUCUCCACUACUCACACACACAGCUCAGUGCCCACAAAGCAGCCUUGCCACAUGCUCUUUAAGCCUUCAGCAUUAACAGUGAUGAUCUGUUUGUGUUUUCUUCCCACACCAUGAUUUAUAAACACAUGGAGGGGAAACGCCAUGAGUGCACUCCUGCCUUUCCAUCUCUGCUUCUUGGCUUCCUGAAGCACCACUUGCCGGAAGAUCCUGGAACUAGGGCAAUUCAUAAAUUCCUUACAGCCAGUGACUCAAAGUCUGCAAAGAUAAACAAGAAAGAGCACUGCAGCAAGAUUAAUUGCUAGCAGUCAUCAUUCAGAGAAAUACCUCUCAGCCACUAUCUUCAUCCCACAACAGGACUGUCCAGCAGUCAGGAUUUAUGCAUCAGUAAGUAUGCCGUAGAAAAGAAUCACAGAUAAUUUUGAAUAUCCAAUGAUUUCCUGUGGCAUACAUACCUUAUUGUACCUUACAAAAUGGUAAUUGAAACCAUUAUCUCCUCAACAGAAAAUAAAGUUUUUCUGAGUUUGUUUCCUUCCUCCCAUUACUGUGUGUAGUGUAGGAAAAAGUUUUAUUCCUUAGGAAUGUGCUUGUAUUGCCCAGGUUAAUU
Molecule: messenger RNA, 3207 nt
Organism: Athene cunicularia (burrowing owl)
Lineage: Eukaryota; Metazoa; Chordata; Aves; Strigiformes; Strigidae
Gene: FAM180A
Product: family with sequence similarity 180 member A
Exons: 3
Coding region: 175-705 (176 amino acids)
Source: RefSeq, a predicted model, not a curated record